Molecule: messenger RNA, 676 nt
Organism: Dendrobium catenatum
Lineage: Eukaryota; Viridiplantae; Streptophyta; Magnoliopsida; Asparagales; Orchidaceae
Product: probable calcium-binding protein CML36
Exons: 1
Coding region: 35-676 (213 amino acids)
Molecular function (GO): calcium ion binding
Source: RefSeq, a predicted model, not a curated record
UCUCUCUCUAAAUCUGUACUUUUAAGUGCCACCAAUGAAGCUAAUCAGCAUCAGCAGCUUAUUCUCCAAGAAAUUCAAAUCAAACCUACAGAAGAAUCGCAGCAACAGUUCCCGAUCAUUCAGAUCGAUGGCAACCACAUCCUCCUCUGAUCUCACAACCUCCAAAUCAGCCCUCCUCCUCCCUGAUACCUGGUCUCCUUACUUCUCCACCACCGCCGAUCUUUUUGGCGUAUUCGACAGCGACGGCGACGGGAAGAUCACGAAACGCGAGCUCGAGAUCGUUCUCCGGCGGCUUAGCCCUAAACCUCCGACAGAGGAGGAGCUCGCUUCAAUGGUCUCUGAAAUCGAUCGCGAUGGCGACGGCUGCAUCAGCCUCGAGGAACUCGGUGCGAUUGGGCCCUCCGCCCUUGCCCAGCCAGCCUGCGGCGGCGAGCUCCGCGAUGCGUUCGCCGUCUUUGACGCCGAUGGAGACGGCAAGAUUUCCGCGGAGGAGCUCCUCGGGGUGUUCCUCGCCCUCGGAGACGGCGGAUGCACGCUCGAAGACUGCCAACGGAUGAUCGGCGGCGUCGAUUCCGACGGCGAUGGGUUUGUAUGCUUCGAGGAUUUUGCAAGAAUGAUGGGACGGACAGAGAUGAUCGUCGAAGAAAGACAAACGGUGCUGCCCGGAAGACUGUAA